Mesorhabditis belari is the source of this 1389-nucleotide messenger RNA. Lineage: Eukaryota; Metazoa; Nematoda; Chromadorea; Rhabditida; Rhabditidae. The record is from the annotation of a GenBank genome assembly.
AUGUUGGGGGUGGCGAAUGAGGCUUAUUGUCGUUUUUUGCUUCCUUUGCUUCAGAAUUCGUUCCCUUUCCCGUAUACCGACAAUAUCAGAUCGUUUCGAUUAUGGAGGUAUAAGCAUCAUGGUUUGCAAGGCGCCGUAGUGGCUGAAUGUAGCGAGAAUGGCCUUCCAAUGAAGGUAAAACACAUCUAUUACUGGCCUGGCGAUCAUAUUUCGUUCACGUGCAAAGUUUGUCAACGAGGUCUCGAUUCAAAUGGAAAGAUCAAGACGUGGGGUUGGGCCGCAAAAGUAUACGAUUUUUUCGAUCAUUACGAGAAGAAUAAGAAGUUGCAACACGCGGAUGUUGGCGUGCAAUUUUUCCCAUCCAACUUCAAGAUCAAUACAGGAGUGACGGAAUUCGAGGGAUCAGGGGAUUCUGGUCCGUCUUACAUGCCCGGAAAUCGAAUUCAGGCCACAGAGAACGGAUCUUUCCCCCAUAUCCGACGACAAUGGUUUGAACGUAUUGGCAAGACGUUUCACAUUCAUAAUGCUGAAGCAAGAGCGGCUGGUGUGUAUUUUUGCUACGAUGACACCGGGAUCAAUUUGCUGAGUCCGGAUAUGGGCAAAGUGGUUUGUGAAUUGCCGGACAAAAAGGGUUUAUUCCCGCUUCCAUAUCAAUGUGGCAAUGACUGCGGGAAACCGAUUUAUAUGUACCCGGAUACUCAAUGGAAAUUCAACUGGCGUCCCAUCAUCUAUAAACCCGAAAAUGAGCCUCUCUGUGAUAAGGGUGAUCUUAAAUGCGAACAAUAUCUGAAACUUCACCCCAACACCGAUGACCUAGCGAUACGAAAAGUGCCGGAGACUGCGAUACAUCUGCAUGUUUUUAAACGAUCGAUCAAUGAUAGACCAUUCUACACGGAUGUGGCGUUGGCUUUUCGAUGGGAGCCGUGGAGUAGAUGCGAUUCGGGAAGAACACAUCAACGUCGGGAGGGACACUGUGUUUUGCAGCUCGUCGAUGGUAAAAAGAAAACGAACUCGGAAAAUACUCAUACGAAAGCAACGAGGUGGAUGUCUCGAUUGGAUAGCAUUUUCAGGCUUUCUGGAGGAAAGAAUACGACAUUUGUGAGAUUGCACAGUUCAACUUUGAUGACGAUGAUCAUGAAUCAACCAGUGAACACCGAUUGUGGGACAAGAGAAAGAUCGAAGAGUGUUCGAAAGAUUGACGAGUUUUAUGAACAGGUAAUCUUUCCGUCGUUGGGCAUCCCGGGAGAACAAUUCAACCGAAAGAAAUUCACAUUGAACAACGAGUGGAGGGCUUGUUUUAAAUACAAACACUCGGGAGAAAAUGCGGGAAGUAAUGGAUCGUAUUCGGAUAUUGUUGGCACCUAUGUGAUCGAAACAAAGCAGUGUCCU